Trametes versicolor FP-101664 SS1 is the source of this 2713-nucleotide messenger RNA. RefSeq lists its product as uncharacterized. The record is from RefSeq and is a predicted model, not a curated record. The transcript is spliced from 4 exons. Gene Ontology annotation, molecular function: GTPase activator activity. Gene Ontology annotation, cellular component: cell cortex. The coding region runs from base 214 to 2382 and encodes 722 amino acids. Gene Ontology annotation, biological process: regulation of fungal-type cell wall organization; signal transduction; activation of GTPase activity. Lineage: Eukaryota; Fungi; Basidiomycota; Agaricomycetes; Polyporales; Polyporaceae.
CACCGCGCGCACCCCUGUCUCGCGAGAUCCGAGCGGGAGAUCCCCCAGCAUUCUUCCGCGCCCCGUUUUGCUCUUGGCCGCAGCGAGUGCUGCUUGUCCGCCCCCGCCACGCCCCGCGAAGGCUCCCGGAGACUCGCUCACGCAGAAGCAUUCCAGCACCAGCACCAGCAACAACACCAGCCACAAGUGCAGCGUGCUACGCAGACUCUGGGCAUGACCACGCAAGUUAGAGCCAGGCUCGCUUCGGUCGUGUCAGCCUCACACCCCUCUGCUUCUUCCACUAUGCCGUCUCCCUCCACCUCCACCCACUCGAAAUUCAUCGGGCUGUCCGCCGCCGACAUGGAACACGACCGCCUCGCGCGUGCAUGCGGGCAGGGCCCCAUCCUCGUCGACCUUCGGAGCGAACCCGUCACCCCCUCAGGCUCCCGUUUCGGUCAGUCCCACCGAAGCCGCCAUUCCGACAAAUCCACUGGCCUGUCUGCUGCGGACCUCCUCGCCCUCCACAUCCCACAAGAUUCGGACGACCCUCUGCUCGACAUUCCCUUCGCGCUCAGCUGGGGCUUGCGUCCGCGGGCGACUUCAGUACGUGUGCCACAACGGCAGUCCACACCCCGCAACCCCGCACGGCCGCGCUCCGCGUCGCAGCCAGCCUCGAUCCCGCUCUUCCAACUUACGAGCCCACGUGGAGUGCUGCGAUCGCUCAGGGAGGCACUGGAGGAAGAAGGCGUGCUACUGGAGGAUUGUCUCGACUUGCAGGAGGUGUUUGAGAGGUGGGAAUCGCAAGGCGAGCGGGGUUCGGCCCGUGGGGAGGCGGUGCAUCACAAGACGUUUGGCUCGUCGGUGAGUACAGCGGUCAAGUGCGCGUCGAUGUCUACCGUGCUUGGUGGAUAUCAGCACAACGUCCCAUGGGUCGUGUAUGCAUGCGUGGAAGAGCUCAACCGGACAGGCAUCUACCAGCCGGGGCUUUUCCGCGCUGUUCCCAACCGUAUCCGUCUAGCUCGGCUAAAGGAGGCUUUCGACUUGUGUGCUCCCAUCUGCGCGCUCUCGCCAGACCUUGACGAGAUGUGCCCUCGCAUGACCCCAACGCUCUCCACCACGCGCGCGUCGCUCCGCAAGGAGUCGAUGCCCGACAUCUGCGCGCUGCUCAAAAACUACCUCGAUCUCCUCCCGGAGCCCCUCUUCGACGCGAAUCUCGCCGCCGCAUUGCACAUGCUCUGCGUACAGCCCUCGCUUUCCCGCGAAGAGGCAGAUGCGGAAAGCACGGACUCUGGUAGCGACGGCGGCUACUUCGCCUCCCACGCCCGAGCGCGCUCCGCUCCCUCUCCUUCCCAUUCCGCCACCUCCCCCGCAGACGUCCCGAUGACCCCCAGCGAGCACCGCGACGCACUCCUCCUGCUAGAGGCGCCGCAAGUCCUCCUCGCACAACACCUCCUGCGACUCGCACCCCCGCCCGCGCUCGCCCUACUCGCCUACCUCCUCGGGUUCUUCACUCAACUCCCUCUGUGCCCGGACAAUGGCAUGGGCUUCGCGGACGUCGCGCGCAUGUUUGGGCGCGUGCUCGUUGGCGGCGCGGACGCGGGCGUCGUGCGCGGGUGCGUGCACUGGCUGCUCGAGCGCUGGGCGCGCAUCUCGGACGGGCUGUUCGACGUCGCCGCGGGCGAGGACGACGGGCCUGGACAUGUGGAGAGCGCGCCCGCCACCGCGUGCAGGUCCACGUUUAACGCGUUUUCGCGCUCGCCGCCGCUCAGCUCCAAUGAGAACACGCCGAAGGUGAGGCAGGGGGAGGGGGCUGGUGAGGAGGGAGAAGUCGGGUUGGUGCGUAUGCAGGUGCCGUACGACCCGGGGUUGCUCGAGCGCGGAUACCGUCCGCACUCUACCUCUGUCUCUUCGAACAGCUCUACGGCGACGACGGCGAGCUUGGAAUCCGAGGACAUGUCGGACUUGGACACGCCUUACACCUUCGGUAAUGCGAAGGAUGGGACGUAUGCCGAGGAAGCACAACCUGGGGUCAUGGAGUACGAAGCUCCGUUUGAUGCAUUCGAGCGGAGUCCGCACGUAACGGCCAACUACGCCCUCGAACGAGAAUACGUCUCGUGCCCUCCAUCUCCGCGGCACUACGCACGCGCUACCUUCGGAGAGUCCGACGUCGAAGAUCUCUGCUCUCCCUCACCGUCCGUGCGAUCGCUGGACAUCGAGAGCUCGUGGGAGUGCUACUCCGGCUCGACGAGCCGCUGUUCCCCCGCUCCCCCCGGGACGACCAGCCUCCGCUGGGCGCGCAGCUCGUCGGAGGGGUACCCCGACUCGGACUGCGAGUCGUGCGGGGAGCCCUAUCGCGGUCCAAACGAGAGCACUCCUCGGAACAGCGCCAACUUCGACGAGUGAACGCUGGGUCUGAGCGCUGUGGGCGCGGAUGGACGGUGCCGCAUGUGUUGAUAUAUGGGCGCGGCGCCGCUCUGAGCCUAUCUUGAACUUCGCUUGGGCUACCAUAUGUACGAUCUUACCGAUAUUACUGCUCGCAUAAUGUACACUGUCGCUAGAGCCGGUUUUGCAUACUCCUAUCCAUCUAUCUGUCUCUGUCCUCCGUGCUUCGUUUUAGUCAUGUUUUCCAUUUAGCGGACCGUAGUGAAGUAGGGACAAUUCGCACAUCAAUCCUGGACGUUUAUCCUGAACACUGAUGUUACACUUCUUAUUAUCACGAAGUGGUACCUACCGC